GUCUCUGGGGCGGGACGCGCCUUGGCUCUGUCCCUGGCUGUGUAGUGUCCCUGAGCCCUUAGCGAGCCAGACGCGGACAGCCAUGGCCUCCAGUGUCUGCCCGCCGUCCCCGCUACUCGUGCGGCUGUCGGAGUCCAUCCCCCGGGCGCACAGGAAGCUAGAGAAAUACUUUCAGAGCCGGGCUUCAGGCGGCGGGGAGUGCACCGUCCAGCCCGUGGGCCCCAGCGCCCCGGACACCUUCGAGGUCAAGUUCCUAGAAAGGACAGCUAAGGAGAAAGUGUUGAAAAAGAGAGAACACCAUACGCUAAUCAAUGACAAAUCUGUCACCAUUUUCCUGGAAACCAUUAAAAAGCCAGUAGAGGACCUGAAACCCAGAACUCCAUCCUUAACACAGCCAGCUGAGACACCCAGCUCCAGAUCUUCAUCCUCGAUAGAAUCCCUGGAGGAAGUACUGUGUGAUGAGAUGCACCCCAGUGAUGGGCCUGUCUUUAACUCGGUUGACUCUAUUGUCCAAAAGGUCUUUCUUGCUGUGACUGCUGAGCUGAACUGUGACCUGCUCUCCAAAGAGCAGCGGGCUCACAUAACCACCGUCUGCCCUCAUAUCAAAGGGCUGGUGGGUAGUGAGGGAAUUGAGAAGGUGUGUGGCAGCUUCGAAGACAUUGAAAAGAUACAUCACUUCUUGAGUGAGCAGCUUUUGGAAAGUGAGCGGGAGCAGAAGUACCUCCCACAGAAAGACCCGCCCUCCGAUACGGAGAGGGAGCAACCGUGUCAGAACAAUUUUGAAGUUUCCGAGCUUUUCCUUGAAUAUUUCAGACAUGCCUAUCCUAAUAGUAUAGAGUCCAUAGAGAAAGAAUUUCGUGUAAACUUUGAAAUCCGAGAUAGUACCCCCAAUAUGGUCUCCGUGGGCUUCACCUCUGGCCAAUCGGGCAACUUAGAAGAAGCCCGUGAUUCUUUUGUCAGAAAGUUUCAGGAAUGCACACAGUCUCUGAAGCAAGAUUCCAUCUCCCUAGAGGACCAUGAGAGAGCAAAGGAAGUCAGAGAGGAGUUGACGGGCCGCUUUCCAAAGCUCCUGAUCAAGGGACAGGGAAGAACGCUCACUCUCCUCGGAACUCAGGGUGACAUUGCAGCCGCCACAGAAAAAGUCUCCCAAACGUUUGUCAAGACUGUCAAGACACCCGUGGUGAAGAUAACGGCAUCUGGUUACCUGACAGGGAUUGAGGUAGAUUCGGCUCGCUUUAACCUCCUAAAACCUGAAUUGCUCCAGGAAAUCUCAGAGAUAGAGCAGAGGUACAACACUUGUGGGCAAGUCCAGGAAAAAGGUCAGAAAACCUGCAUUGUCUUUGUCCCCAAGGACAAGGAGGUAGACCUGUCCGUGCACUCUUACACAAGUUUCAUUGACGCCUUCCAGCAUGCCACGAGCCAGCUGAGGACAGAAGCCCUGUCGCUGAAACAGUUGGGCAGGGAGAGAGCUCGCUUACAGAAGACGAAGUUCGUUGACGACUUAAGAAAAAAGCACCCAAAUGUACACUUUGUGGUGUCCCAAGAGUCACUGACCUUGACUGGUUUGCGGAGUCACCUCACACAGGCCAUGCAGUAUGUCUUCAAAAGAAUGGGACUGUCCCCACCGUCCGGAGAGAAACCGAACGUGGAUGGUGAAACGGCCAUGGAUGUCGACGGGAAUGACUCAAAUGCGGCCUCACCUCCUCCUGGAGGCUCCGCGAGUAGCUCCUCGGCCUCGAAGGUGAACGAGAACAAAGACUACUGUGUCAUCUGCAUGGAUACCAUUACUAACAAGCACGUGCUCUCCAAAUGCAAGCAUGAAUUCUGCACUUCUUGUAUCACCAAGUACAUGUCCAUCAAGCCUGUCUGUCCCGUGUGUCAGACCUCCUAUGGUGUCCAGAGAGGGAACCAGCCAGAUGGAACCAUGACUCACACCAGAGUAGGUCAUUCACUUCCCGGUUACGAAGGCUGUGGUACAAUUAUGAUUUGCUACGAUAUGAAAGGUGGCGUCCAAACAAAUGAGCACCCGAACCCAGGAACGUCUUACUUUGGAACACAGCGCACUGCGUACUUGCCUGAUAAUAUGGAGGGAAGAAAGGUUUUGGAUCUGCUUCGAAAAGCCUUUGACCACAAGCUGAUUUUCACAAUAGGGUGCUCUCGAACAUUAGGCCUCUCAGAUGUCAUUACAUGGAAUGAUAUUCAUCACAAAACAUCCAUGUCUGGAGGACCAGAAAGGUUUGGUUACCCCGAUCCUGAUUACCUGAAACGCGUCAGGGAGGAGCUGAAAGCAAAAGGAAUCGAAUAAGGAAGCUGCAGGGAAGUCAUCUCUCCAGUGUCAAAAGAAGUGUGUUAGGAGGCUGUAUUUGUACAGACCUAAACCUUUUUCUAGAAAAACUUUGUAACAUCUUUUUUUCAUGUUAAGUAGUCUUCUUGCCAGUCAUUUCUAGAGUGUUACUCUUUCAUGGAAAGCAAAAUAUAAAGGGCAUGGGCUGGGGAAAUGGCUCCGUCCGCAAAGUGUGAAGAAAUGAGCUCAGAUCUUCAUCAUCCAUGGCAAAGCCCGGUGUGAUGGCCUGCACUUACAAACUUAGCACUGGUGAGUUGAGACAGGAUUCCUGGAGCUUACUGGCCAGCUAGUCAAGCCAGAACCAUGAGCUCCAGGUUCACUGAGAGACUUUGCCUCAAGAAAUAAGGUGGUUCGGGACAUGGUGGUGCAGGCCUUGAAUGCCAGUACUUGGGAGGCAGAAGGAGAAGAUCUCUGUGAGGUCCAGGCCUCAGCCUGGUCUUCGUCUUCAGAGCCCAAGUCCCAAGACAGCCAGCUGUACAUAGUGAGACUGCCUCAAAACAAAUAUUAGGUGGACAGAAAUAAACACAUCUAACUUUUUUUUUAAUUUUUAUUUUUUAUAUUAAUCAGGUUUUUUUUUGUAUUUUAUUUUUUUCUUAUCAGUUACAUUUUAUUAACUCUGUACCCCAGCCGUGUCCCGAUCCCUCAUUCCCUCCCAGUCCCUCCCUCCCUCCUUCCUAACACAUCUAACAUUAUCUUACGUCCCCCAAAUACACCUCCACACCAAGUGCACAAACACACACACACAGAGACAUUUUAAAACAAAAAGAUAAAGGAUUUCAAAUUUUUUCUGAAGAAAUCUGAUUUCAUUCUUGUGUUUAAGUGUUGUAGUAAAUAAAUAAAUGAGUGUUGGGCUACAUAAUGUUUAUUAUCAGCCCUAUGAUUAUCACAGUGGUAUUAUCUAACCCGCUGUUACAAAUAAUAAGACACAGAUGCCAUUAGAUUUUAUAACUGCCUUACUCACCUUAGGCAGGGCAGACAUUUCACCUAUGCUGGCUCAAUAACCUCACCAUCCUUCUCCCAGCCCCCAUCCAGUCCCAUCCACCGUAGUCAUUCUCAUCUGGGCUACCUUCCAUCCAUAAUCCUAUGGUACUUGCUUGUAUUCUUCCUCUGGGCCUUUUCACACCAUUGUUGGAGUCCUUCCUCUUGGCCCACAUGAUUUUUUUUCUCCACACUGACCCAUCCUGGCAUCCUCCUUUCUUCUCUCUUCCUGUCUGUCUGUCCUCUCCAAGCCUGGGAACCUCUGCCACGCCUCCCCCAUCUUCCCUGCCCAGGUAUAGGCCAUUUAAUCAGCCAAUCAGGUAUCUCUUAGGGCUGUUUACAAAACAGGUGUAAACAGAUCUUGAGGGCCAGUAACAUCCAUCAGACCAACCUGCAGCAGUUAAGGCUGGGGGGUAAGUAAGUUUGAAAUCAUCUUCUGUUGUCUUUCACUGGAACCAUUGCAACUGAUGGAACCUCCCCCAGUUUUUGCUUAUCUGAGGCAGGGUCUCACUGUGUGACUCUGGAACUCACUUUGUGGACCAGAUCUUGAACUUGGACCUGCCUGCAUCUGCCUCCUUAGUGCUGGGAUUAAAGACCUGUGCCACAUGCCUGGUUUUUUGUUUGUUUGGAGUUUUUUGUUUAUUUUUGUUAUUGCUUUUUUGGUUUUGGUUGGUUUGCUUUGCUUUGCUUUGCUUUUGGUGUUAGGACGUAAACACAAAGCCAAUUGAGUUUCCUCACUAGUUCUUUGAUCCUUUUUCAUGUCCAUCUCUGUGGCAGUACAUUGGGUUUUUUUUUUUUUUUUUUUUUUAAUCUCUGCCUGGACAAGUAAAACCUUUGUGUAAAAGGGAAAGUGAAACCCUUGUGUAAAUGGGAAGUCUAAAAAUAGGUUUGUCUGGAAAAGACCCAUAUUUCUUUCCCUACCCUUAGCAAGAAAAGUGUCCAGGAGAUCAGGCAACUUUUGGUAAUAAGCAGAACAAGAAGACUCUUAUUUUUCAGGACACAGAGCCUGGUGGAUGGUUGGUGCUUAAUGUGUGUUUCUUGCUUGGCUCUAGUUGCUAGCAGCUCAGCAGGGGGACAGGCAUAUAAAGAAUAUGUCCCCCAAUCUUUGGCAGGAGCAGGACUGGAGUCCUUGGCAUUCAUUUGGAAAAGUUUCUUACCCCAAUAUGCAUUGGUUAGACUCUGACCAAGCCUAGAGCUCUACUCUUCCCCGAGCCCUGCCACAGAAGGGCAACACACACAUACACACUACACACACACACACUACACACACAUACACACACACACACACACACACACACACAGGUUAUGUUAUACUUUCUCAACAUACUCUGUUUCAGAUUUUAACAGGUAAACAACCUUGACUUAGCUUAAUAUUUUAUAACUGCUACCUGCGAUGUGGUAGGGUUUUGUCUUUUAAUCCUUUGACUGAAUCCCACCAGUCUGCUAUCUCUCUAAUCCUUUCCCCGGACAUGAGUGAAGGAGAGAAUUACACCCACUGUAGAGUCUGAACAGCAUGUCACAGUUCCCUGUAAGCGGUUCUCCAAGUCAGAGGAAAAUCACAGUGGACGGUGAUCUGGCGACCUGUGUUCCAACCACUCUCCAAAAUGGUACAUGACAUGUCUUGACCUCCUUAAGACAAAUGUGCACACACAUAAGACCGACUUGGCCGGAUAACAAUAGCCAACACUUCCUGAGUACUUCCUCUGCAGGUACUGAUAUGAUAGUACAAUUAAUCGCCCUGUUCUGUGAACAGAAAUCUCAUGUACGGAGCACAUGAGAUACUCACCAAGGGUAUCGUAAUUGAUAAAAGGAAGUGCUAAUUUUUACUUCUGUCUUGGUUUUGGUUUUUUUUGAGACAGGGUCUCACGGAACCUGGAUUGGCUUCUCCCUGUGUAUAGCCAAGGCUAUUCUUGAACUCUCACCUCCUGCCCAAGUUCUUGCAUAUAUUCUUGGCUGAUCUCUCAGAAUCUGCUUCCUCCCGAGGACAUGGGCUCCAGGCAUACACCACCAUGCCCCCAGGCCUGGCUUGUGAAUCCAGUUUAGACCUUUUACUUCUAAGCAUUCACCAAGCUUUUAUCAUUAAGACUAACUGAUCAUUUUCUAUCUUCUAAUCUAGUAGUUAAGUUUACUCCAAAGAAGAAAAAAAAAGGGUUUCUGUUAAGUUCUGUAUCUUGUAUUUGAUCGAGUGUGCAUAUGCAAAUUCCACAUGGUGUGAGUGCGUAAUGGCAUUUGAGUUUUUUCUUUUACAAGGUGUUAUCUGCCUUAAAUAAAGUUAGGUCCUUACGACA
Messenger RNA from Psammomys obesus (fat sand rat), 5610 nucleotides. It is a transcript of the gene Dtx3l, whose product is annotated as deltex E3 ubiquitin ligase 3L. Lineage: Eukaryota; Metazoa; Chordata; Mammalia; Rodentia; Muridae. Gene Ontology annotation, biological process: Notch signaling pathway; protein ubiquitination. Bases 83 to 2305 code for a protein of 740 amino acids. The transcript is spliced from 5 exons. The record is from RefSeq and is a predicted model, not a curated record.